AUGGCCACCAAAAGCUUUGUUUCUUUAAUAGCCAUGGCUGCUAGCGUUGAAGCUGGUGCCAUUAAGCAAAGAGCGACAUCUACACAGCCUGAUUGGUUCCAGACCUCUCCUGAUAACUAUGCUGGCACUACAGCGACUGGGGCUGCUCCUUUCCUGGCUGCAACAAACCCAGCACCCUUCGGCGAGGCAACUUAUGUUCCAAAUGCCCCCUUGGAAACGUCAGAACCCAUCAGCGGAGCAAAUGGGAGAAAUAUCUUCCAUCUUAUGGGUGAUUUGAGCCCCUACUUCUCUCCCAGUGAAGGAUUUGGAGUCAAGGAAUAUCCUUUGCCCAAGGGCGCCAACAUUACCCACAUGCACAUGCUACAGCGCCAUGGCUCAAGGUAUCCCUCCUCAUCAGAAGGACUGGAUGCAUGGGGUACCGGCAUUCAAAAAGCCAUUGCCAACGGAGCCGUCUUCAAAGGAGAGCUCGAGUUCCUGAAUGACUGGUCCUACCAGCUAGGCAAAGAGAUUCUGGUCCCGAUUGGCCGCCAAGAGCUCUUUAAUAGCGGAAUUCUCAACUACUAUAACUACGGCCAUCUAUAUGACAACUCCUCCAAAAUCGUUGUGCGCACAACACUCCAGUCGCGCAUGCUCGAGAGCGCAGAGAAUUUCCUAGCCGGUUUUUUCGGACUUGACUGGACCAAAAAUGCCAACAUCCUGGCAACAAUUGACUCCGCAACCACUGGCGAAUCUGCCUGUGCCAACGAGGCUUCGAGUAUGUUCGCCAAUAUCGCCGAGCCAAUCAGCACCUGGCAAAACACCUAUCUGAAAGACCGCACUGAGAAGCUGAGACAUCUGACUGGAAACUACAACUGGACCGUGACAGACACAUAUCAUGCGCAAAGCCUCUGCCCCUAUGAAACCAUCAGUCUCGGCUACAGCGAGUUCUGCCAGCUGUUCAACUAUGAAGAAUGGGAAGGUUUCGCCUACCUCAUGGAUCUCGAAUUCGCCGGUCUUUCCGGCUUCAUGAGCCCAACCGGACGCGCACAAGGUAUUGCUUGGGUUGAAGAAUUCAUUGCUCGCGUCGAGGGUCACUACGUCGAUGUUCCGGCGAAACUCACGGGAGCCAAUAUGACAUUGGAUACCAACCCGGUAACCUUCCCGCUGAACCAGAGCCUUUAUCUGGAGUUCACCCACGACGCCAACAUCGUCUCUGUCUUGACUGCAUUCGGUUUGACCCAAUUUGACGAUUUCUUGCCUGCUACUCAUCGCCCGAAGAACCAGCAGUUCUCUGCUAGCAAGCUUGUUCCUUUCGCUGGUCGGUUGAACAUUGAGAUUAUCACGGCGCCACACCAGGUUUCUACGAAGCGGUCGUCCAAGGCUGGCUCGAAGUCUAUCGAUUAUGUUUCCGGUACUGGUGAGACCAAGUAUGUGCACUUCAUUCAGAACCAGCGCACCAUUCCUCUCCAUUCUAGCUUCUCGGUUUGUGAGUAUCGCGAGGAUGGGUGGUGUGAGUUGUCGACUUUCUUGAAGGCGCAGAAGCAUAGUCUGGCGGAUGCGCAAUAUCCUUAUGCUUGUUCUGGUAACUGGACGGUGAAGGGCUGGGGCUCUGUAAGAGAUGGCGUUCCUGCUUGA
This is a messenger RNA of Penicillium canescens, 1614 nucleotides long. RefSeq names its product histidine phosphatase family protein. The transcript has 3 exons. Gene Ontology annotation, molecular function: acid phosphatase activity. The record is from RefSeq and is a predicted model, not a curated record. Lineage: Eukaryota; Fungi; Ascomycota; Eurotiomycetes; Eurotiales; Aspergillaceae. Bases 1 to 1614 code for a protein of 537 amino acids.